GCGUGUGGCUAUGUGUCAAAUGUCCUGCCCAGGGUGUUGUCCCGGUGUUGUCCCCCCGGGGUGCCUCACGCUCCUUGCUGCUUCACCCUAAUUCACCCUAGCAACACCCUGGGCCAGCACACACCAUCAUAUUACUGCAGAGGACCGUGCUAACUGUGCUGUCAAGUGGUAUUGUUAACACGCAAUUCCGGAUGUGACAAGCUGGCAAGCUCCUGAAGGAUGUACCUCGCCACUUGAUAACCGGUAGUAAGAAAUUAGCAGGGAUAGAUAAUGCGUUAACCAGCCUGGAGAAAUAUAGAAGGUGACCAGCAGGACAAGAGGGUAUUUAUUUUAUUGCCCCUUACAAGUUUUGGUGUUUAUUUCUUCCAAGAGAUCUCUACACUUUCCUAAGUUUGGUGGUGUGAGGCAGUUACUGUAACAUCAUCACCAUGGUGUUGGGGGAUCGCACUGUAAGUGAGUCGUCGGAUGACAUAGACAUCCGACCACUAGAGUUGGAAGACCUCAGGAGAAGAUUAGAAGAGAGUGAUGAUGAUUGCCAGUCUUUACCUGGGGAAAGUUCAAGCCAGUCCUUCUCUACAGCAUUUCGAUUAGGCCUCAAGAGGAGGAGGGAAGAACCUAUAAGCAGGAAAUUUGUGGCAAAAAUGGCUUGGAAAAAUGCAGUUCGCAAGGCUCUUUCUAUGCAAGACCCGUGGGAGAAGUUCCAUCUGGACAUGUACAAGACGGAGCGGGCAAGGCGUCACCGCUACAAUGCCAUGCGGCAAGCCUGGACGCAGGAUGAGGUUGUCAUCAAAAUGGAGAAGCAGCCCUUUAACCAUGGUGCCAUGAGGGAGUGCUUCCGCAUGAAGAAGCUGAGUAACUUCUCAAAAGAUGACUGGGUGCGUGCCCACAACUAUGUGGCCAAACGCUACAUGGACACCAGCACACCCAGGGAAACAUACUUUGAUGAUGUCAGGCUCCAGAUGGAUGCCAAGCUGUGGGGAGAAGAGUACAACAGGCAUAAUCCACCAAAAAAGGUGGACAUAUUUCAGAUGGCCAUCAUUGAAAUGAUCGACAGGGAAGGAAGCCCCCUCUUUCAUCUUGAGCAUUUCAUUGAGGGCCAGUAUGUCAAGUACAACUCAAACUCUGGAUUUGUACGCUCAGAAGCUAUUCGCAUGACCCCUCAGGCAUUCUCCCACUUCACAUUUGAGAGGUCAGGCCAUGAGCUGAUAGUAGUGGAUAUUCAAGGUGUCGGGGACCUGUACACAGACCCUCAAAUCCACACCAGUCACGGAGAUGACUAUGGGGAUGGCAAUCUGGGAACCCGUGGCAUGGCCCUUUUUCUGCAUUCUCACCGUUGUAAUUCUAUCUGUGAGAGCCUCUGCCUCACUCCUUUUGACCUGGCUCCCUCAGAGAUUGAAAGUACCAAAACAUUUACCAUUGCCAAGAACGCCUACCAGACUAAAGUUCGAGGUACUGAGGAAGUAGUACAAAGUCCUACAUCAGAGGAGAAGGAACACAUUCAGGAAUACAUUCGUCUCCGCUCCCUUUCAUCGGGAUAUCAUUCAGGAGAUGAGCGGCCUCGGGUCAAGCUCACUUCUAUCAGCUCCUUGGACUCCUUGGAGAGUGAUGACAUGCUCAUGUCUGAAAGUGAGGACUCUCUAGUGGAUUCUGCCAAGCAAGAGAGACGCUACCACCAGAAUUACCUCAAGGAUUACCAUUCGAGGAUUCGCCUGGACUCUAUGACAGACUCUGGAACGGAUACAGAGACACGAGAAAAAGAUUUCCUACAGUUCAAAGAGUUAGUACAAAGGAAGGCUCGUCCCUCACAUGUGCUUGGGGAGAUUGAGCAUCGCAAACAGUUGGAGCUACUUGAAGAAAAUAGGAGCAAAACCGGAGGCUCAGUCCUUGGGCAGAUACAUUUGGACCUUGCCAAAUAUCAUGAACUGAAUAGAUUUGUGGAAGAGAAUGAAUCGUUUGAUCAAGAAGCUGCCAUGUAUCACCUGAGUCAGGCGGCGAAGUGUGACUGUUUGGAGGCCAUUAAAACCAUGGCACAGCUUCACCUUGGUCUUCCACAUGACACUCUAUCAGACAUUCAGUUGGACGACAACAAAUGUGACGUGGAGAUUGGGUUUGACUACAUGUUGACAGCAGCAGAAGCCAAGGACCGACCAGCCAUGAUUUAUGUCUCAAAGGCUUUUGAAACAGGCAUUGGACUGCCCAGCUCAAGGUCUCAGAAUUGGAGCAAGGCUGUGUACUGGCUAGACAAAGUGAUAAAUACCUCUACACAGGAUGAAGAAGGGAACUUCGAUGGAACCAUGGAUGACCCGCAGUACCAACUAGUGGCACGACAAGCCCAAAUGUACCUCACCGGUGGUUAUUCCUUAGAGAGGGAUCCUAAUAAAGCUGGAGAGCUGUAUAGUGAUGCAGCAGAACUAGCAACAGAAGCCAUGAAGGGAAAGCUUGCUGCCAAGUACUUCAUGCAGGCUGAAGAGGCGUGGGCAGAGUGUGAGGAGUGAGGCAGCCUCACACGGUGAUAUUAUUGGUUGGUGCUAAUUACUUCUCAGAAGAAGGAGAAAUAGCCACUACUUCAUGACAAUGCUUCCUUGAAAAGGCUUGUAUAGUGCUCUUUUAUUCUCAUGAAAUUAAAGAUUCUAUGCAGAUCUUGAUGUAUUUAGAGAGUACCUAAAUUUCCUUUUUUUUUUUUUUUUUUUUUUUUUUUUUUUUUUUUUUUUUUUAUAGGGGAGGCCUUUUAGAGGGCUGUGUUUAUGGAUAUGUGAAUGUAGACAUUCAUUCAAGUGGGUGUUUUGGUUUUCAAAUUUACCAAAACAUAUUGUCCUGAAUGAUUAAACAUGUGAAGUAUAAACAUAAAUUAGAUUAAGAAAUGUUGGCAUUACAUUGUACUGAGGGAAAUUUCAACAUGACGGCAGUGGAAUUUGAAAAAUCUGUGUUAUUAUGUAGCUGGGCACGUGGCACUUUUUAAGACUGGCAGUAGUGAGAACAGCACUGGCCAAAAAGCAGUACUGGCUGUUGCAAUAGCACUACAACUUUUGACCGAUGGUACCAUUAAUAGAACUUUCUAGCAGUAUCUUACUUUUUUUACUACUUGAGUCUUUCCUUCACCCUGUGUAUGCAAAAAUUGGUAAAGAUUGGUUUUAUAAUCAUGUCUCUAUUCUGUUUCCUACUUUACAAAUGUUCUGUUGUCAUAUAUAUAUAUAU
This is a messenger RNA of Eriocheir sinensis (Chinese mitten crab), 3195 nucleotides long. Its product is annotated as eukaryotic elongation factor 2 kinase-like. Bases 429 to 2495 code for a protein of 688 amino acids. Lineage: Eukaryota; Metazoa; Arthropoda; Malacostraca; Decapoda; Varunidae. The transcript has 16 exons. The record is from RefSeq and is a predicted model, not a curated record. Gene Ontology annotation, molecular function: calmodulin binding; calcium ion binding; ATP binding. Gene Ontology annotation, biological process: protein phosphorylation.